AUGUCACAGUUUUGCGGAUAUACCCUUCAAAUCGAACUCAAUGAUUCCUCGUCUACGGUCUUGAACGGGACGAUAACCGACAUUCAAAACAAAGAUUUGGUGUUAUCUAGCGUAACUUACGCGAAUGGAGUUGAGCACAAGGAUAAAGACAUGCUUAUAAAAGGCUCUGACAUAAAAGACUUGAAGGUUCUGGCUUUACCUCCGAGGAAGAAGAAAGAAAAGAAGAAGAACAAACAAGACAAAGAAAAUGAAAAUGGUGGUACUAGAUCUGGAACACCGACAGCGACAGGAAAACUCAAGAAUAAGAAAGAAAAACCAAAAGCUUCUCAAGAUCCUAAUUUGCCGUAUAAUUACCGGUCUAACGAGAUUGAUUGGCAGCAUGAGAAUCCAGGGAGACUGAAGGAGAUGGAAGUUUUUGAUUUUGCUUCCAAUCUACAAAAAUUUGAUAAGCAGUCAGUUUUCAGAGAAUUGUCCAAGUUAGACAAGGUCGAUCCAACCAAUAGACUUGUCGGCCAUAAUAGAACUAACGAGAAAGUGAAUUAUGACAAUACAGAGAUGGUACUGGAUAACAAGGAAAAAGAUGAAUGGGAUCAUAUUAUUUCCAACUCAGCUCGUGAACACAAAAUCUCUGGUUCCCAAGAAAUUGAGAGUAGAACAUACAGCGGUAACUCAGAGAUUGUCCAUCAGCGCAAAAGUGCCACACCAGUCUUGGGAUCAAGCAUCAAAUUGUUUUCAAAGGACAGAGAACCAGUUCCGACGUGCUCUCCGAUACAACUGGCAGAUGUUCUUCAACUAAGUUCUGACAACUUUGGACUGACCGAUCGUCAAUUGACAUCUGAUACAGGCAAAAGUCUAGCGGAGCUAAUUAUUAAAGAAAUAACAGGCGAUUUUAGGUUAUCGAAAAUGAACCAUAAUUCACCACCCUUGAUGUUGAUACUUGCAGGCAAUAAUAUAACUGGAGCCCGAGCUCUUUCGGCUGGAAGACAACUGUUCAAUCACGGAAUAAGAAUACUAGUUUAUGUCCUACACGAUUUUGAGCAUUCUGAAGAUGAGAUUCUUCCAUUAGUGAAGGAGAACCUCGACAUUUUAACGAAUAUCGGAGGAAAGCUGGUCAGCGACACCAGGGAACUUAACUCUGUGUUGGAAAAACUCGAUUCUCCAUUAGAAUUGAUAAUCGAUGGACUUCAAGGUUACGAUACGAACUUGAGUGAUUUACUUGAGCCAGAAGUAGAUCGGUCGAAAGAGAUAGUUGAAUGGUGCAACAAGUGCAACGUCUCCAUACUGUCUUUAGACAUCCCAUCAGGAUUAGAUGCUUCUUCGGGCACGGCAGACUUUGACUCACAUAUCUUCUGCAACUAUUUGGUCUCCGUCGGAAUACCUUUGAGCUCCAUUCUAAGUCUCUAUCGAUUUGGCUAUUUCACAAGAGAGGAAUUAAAACAUUUUGUUGUCGAUUGCGGAAUUCCUAAAAAAGUGUUUACUCUUAAAUCGAAUCUCAGGAAGCUGGACAGAUACUGGUUUACAACAGACUGGUAUGCUAGCCUGGAAGUUGAGUGA
Ogataea haglerorum is the source of this 1554-nucleotide messenger RNA. RefSeq lists its product as uncharacterized. The record is from RefSeq and is a predicted model, not a curated record. Gene Ontology annotation, molecular function: mRNA binding. Gene Ontology annotation, biological process: P-body assembly; deadenylation-independent decapping of nuclear-transcribed mRNA. The transcript has a single exon. NCBI's taxonomy places the organism in Eukaryota, Fungi, Ascomycota, Pichiomycetes, Pichiales, Pichiaceae. Gene Ontology annotation, cellular component: P-body. Bases 1 to 1554 code for a protein of 517 amino acids.